UCUUUUGUCCAUGAUGAAAAUGUGCAACAAGAGAAGGAAAACACUAGUGCAUAUAAGGAUAGUAACUCCUUCCUUUUCUGAACUUAUAUUACCAAUGUCAAGAAUCAUGAGAAGAUUACCAUAAGAACUUUCAUGCUGAUACACCAAUGAAAUCAAAUCUAAAACACAAAAUACUCCUUGCAUACCUGUUGUUGCUUCUUUUCAUUAUGAGCUUAUCUUCUAUAUGCUUAUUUAUUCAUAGCUCUGCAUCCAUUUCAAAACUACCAAAAUAUAUUUAUCUUUAAAAUGCACUUCAUUAUUCAAUACAUGUACUAAUUGUUAGGUUCUCGUUACAGGGUUCGUUGGGUCAGGAGUCGACAUCUCAAGAUGCUCUUUGUGUUGGCAAGACAAAUUCAAAACAAAAAAGAGUAUAUAGCGAUAGUCGUAGUCAACAAUUUGGUACCAUUGGGCGGCAGAAUAAUGUGAUGAGCAAGGAAAAUUUUCUCUAUGACAUGGAGAUGCAUCCAUCAAACAAACGUCCUUCUAAGGAUAAGAACAAAGAUACCUCUAUCCAUGAUGAACAUGUGCAACAAGUGAAGGAAAACACUAGUGCAGAUAAUCUUGGUGGCCAGAACACUAGUAAGAUCUCAAGAGGAGCUAAUGCAACAAAGCAUGCCAAUAAACAACAAUGCAGUACAACAAAUUACCUGGGUGCCGACUCAAUAGAUGUUGGCACUGUAGUCUUUUUGAAGAGCUUAGGAAAUCCAAACAGGAAUGUUGCUCUUGGUACGCUACAAAGCAUUGAGCCAGAAUAUAAAGUUGAGGGUGUUCAUCUUGGUAACCAAUUCUGGGCAGUGCGAGUUGAUGCUACAUUAGCAAAAUCUGAUCAGUUGAUACGACCACUAAAAAAGGUCAACAUUAUUGGUCAUGCAGCAGGAUUAAUUAUCGCAUGGCCUUCAACCUUUAUUGCGAAGAUAAAUUGAUGAUGUAUGGCGCAGAUGUUGAUUGCAAGUUGGACAAUGGAGCUGCUAUUCGAUAGUCUUAUGUAGUGUUUUAGGAUGUCAUUUCUAGUACCAAUGUUUCAAACAUUAUGUUUUAGAAUGGUUCAGGCGUUGUUUGAAACGUCCAGACUUAGGCUACUAUGUAGUAUCACUUACUGUAACCUUUGGAUCAUGUUAUUUGUAAUGCAACAAAGUCAAUUUAAUAUAUGAGACCUUUAUAUUUA
This is a messenger RNA of Triticum aestivum (bread wheat), 1204 nucleotides long. RefSeq lists its product as uncharacterized. The record is from RefSeq and is a predicted model, not a curated record. NCBI's taxonomy places the organism in Eukaryota, Viridiplantae, Streptophyta, Magnoliopsida, Poales, Poaceae. The coding region runs from base 465 to 962 and encodes 165 amino acids. The transcript is spliced from 8 exons.